Molecule: messenger RNA, 1056 nt
Organism: Eimeria tenella
Lineage: Eukaryota; Apicomplexa; Conoidasida; Eucoccidiorida; Eimeriidae
Exons: 6
Biological process (GO): protein folding
Molecular function (GO): ATP binding; ATP-dependent protein folding chaperone; ATP hydrolysis activity
Source: RefSeq, a predicted model, not a curated record
AUGGACAUAAUAGUGAACUCUUUGUACAGCCAGCGAGAAGUCUUUUUGCGGGAGUUGAUUUCCAACGCAGUGGACGCUCUGGAGAAGCAGCGCUUCACCGCCCUCACCGCCAGCAGCAGCAGCAGCAGCAGCAGCAGCAGCAGCGAAGGGCAAAUCCAGAGAACUCAGGUGUACAGACGCCUCAAACUCGAGGAAUCCAGGUGUACAGACACCCGAAAUCCAGAGGGUUCCGGUGUACAGACACCCCGGGCUCGACGAAUUCAGGUGUACAGACACCUCGGGCUCGAGGAAUCCAGGUGUACAGACACCGGAAGCUGGCGCCAAGUUGAGGUGUACAGACAGCUCGGCCUGCCGCGGAAUUCAGAAAGCCACGGGAUUGAAGUGUACAGACACCUCAACAGCCACAGGGUUCGAGCUGGCCUCCGACCCGCAGCAGAAAAUUGUCUCCAUUUGCGACACGGGAGUUGGAAUGACGAAGCAGGAGUUGAUAACGAACUUGGGGACUGUUGCGAAGUCGGGGACAAUGAACUUCCUCGAGUCCCUCGCCAGCAGCAGCAGCAGCAGCAGCAGCAGCAGCAGCAGCAGCAGGAUGAACACGGCGUCGGCUUCUACUCCGCCUUCCUCGUCGCCGACCGCGUGACCGUCAUCUCCCGCAGCAGCAGCAGCAGCAGCAGCAGCAGCGGGGAGGAGGGCAAGGCUUACAUCUGGGAGUCAACAGCAGACGCAAAGUACUACUUGGCGGAAGCCCCAGCAGCAGCAGCAGCAAACCUCAAAAGAGGGACUUGUGUUUUGCUGCACCUCAAAGAAGAUGCAACAGAGUUUUUGCUGCCGCAGCGCCUCAAAGAACUUGCUGCUCGUUAUGCGCAGUUUCUUUCUUUCCCCAUUUAUGUCCGAGUCCGAGAAACUGUCACUGAAGACGCUCCUGCUGCUGCUGCUGCAGCAGAUGCUGCAGCAGCAGACGCAGCAGCAGACGCAGCAGCAGAUGGGGAGGCCAAGGAGGCAGCAGACGCCGUCGAUGUCGAGGAACUCGAUGAAGCGGACAAGAAGGAAAAGACG